Molecule: messenger RNA, 1026 nt
Organism: Colletotrichum graminicola M1.001
Lineage: Eukaryota; Fungi; Ascomycota; Sordariomycetes; Glomerellales; Glomerellaceae
Exons: 5
Coding region: 1-1026 (341 amino acids)
Source: RefSeq, a predicted model, not a curated record
AUGGAUCUACCGCAGCUCUCCUCCGAAGAGCUAGGGAGGGACGUGUCGCCAAUGGUCAUUGGCGUCGUUUCCAUGUGUCUGGUCAUUGCUACGGGCGUAUUGGCUCUCCGCCUCUGGACGCGCCAUCACAUUCUGCAGAAAAUCGGCUGGGAUGACUACGCCGCGAGUUUCGCAUUGCUGUCGAUAUGGGGAUGCGGAGUCUCGAUCGCAGUCAUGACACGAUACGGUCUUGGGAGACAUCAGCAGACGGUUAAUACAUUGGAAGAGCAUGUAAAAGUAUUCAAAUGCUUCUGGUGUAGCGUCUUGUUCUACGGCUAUGGACACUUGUCUUUCAAGAUGGCCUUCCUGGCUCAGUAUUACAAUGUGCUUCGCACCCCCCGCAUGCGAAAUAUCUACAUUGCGGCCAUGGUUCUCAUCGGGCUGUGGGGGUUCGGCAACUUGUUCGUCAUCUUCCAGUUCUGCGACCCUCUCGUGGGCUUUUGGGACCCUCGCGUCCCGGCCCGGUGUAUGGACCAGAAGGUCCUGUUUUACGCUUUCAGUUCCCUUAGUAUCGCGACGGACGUCAUCAUCUACCUGCUGCCGCUUCCCGCCUUGUCCAAGCUGAAAAUACCCCGUUCACAAAAGAACUAUCUGUUGGCCAUCUUCAGCCUCGGCUUCUUCGUCGUGGUCAUUGCCGUGAUCCGUAUUCGUUACCUCGACAUCGGGCCCGACUUCACUUGGGCGAACGUGGAGCCCGCGAUGUGGUCGAUGGGCGAGCUGACGGGGGCCAUGGUCUGCCUCUGCCUGCCGACUCUAAAGGCUCUUGGGUCGCGUCUGGGUCUCGUUGCUACCGAUGUAGAGAACCCCGAGACCUCCCCUUCAGCGAACCAAAACAUUGGCAGGUCGAUUUCUUCGGGCCUCGCGAUUAAUGGUACCGGUACGACGAACUCGCCGAGGAAGCCGCCCAUCGAUUUCGCCAAUUUCGUGCAGGAGGGUGAGCAGUUCCACAACGGGGUGUUCCGCCAGACUCCCUCACUUCCAGUAUGA